AUGUAUGGGGCAAACAUUGAAAUUCAUCGUCCCCAUUGUGGCGCAAAGGGAGAUAGGGAGAGGGAAGAGGGAAGAGGUGAAUGGGCGGGGACAGGUGACCCUCCAACCAUAGGAACUACUUCAGCACUGGCCCCUGUUACUACAAAACCAGCAUGUGACACAGAUCAAAUUGAAUUCAAAGGAUCUUGCUACAGGUUUUUUCACCAGGAAUCAUCCGACUUUUACACUGCCCAAUCCUCGUGCGAGAACCUUGGCAUGCAUUUGGUCAACAUCGAAUCUCAGGAAGAACAACAUUUCUUAGAUGGGAAGAUAACAGACCGUAGUGCCUCUGAUUGUGGCAGUUUCCCUUCGAAUGGACAACACCAUGAACAUAGUGGAUCUUGCUAUUACAUUUCUACAGAAAAAUCUAACUUUUCAAAUUCAGACUCAAUCUGCCAGAAAAGUGGUAUGCACCUCGUGUUCAUAGAAUCGGAAAGCGAGCAAAACUUCAUAGAACAAAGACUUAGUCCUGUUAGUGACGAAGAGUACUGGAUUGGUUUAACAAGCACGGGCUGGGUUGAAGACGGUUCAGGACUUCCCUAUAGUUACUUUGGCAAUGGGAACGCCUUCGACAAAGGAAGGGCGUGCUUUCGCAUGGACCCGAAAUAUAGCUUCAGGUGGCGUGGUAGUAAAUGUGAUACCCAAUAUCAUUACAUAUGUGAAAGAGAAGGAGUCAACAGCAUCGAAGAUCAGACUACCAAGAGUAUUUCAACUUUGGCACCUACUGAUCCCCGGACUUCGGAAGUCACUUCCACGGAACCUAUAUCUUCAACUGUGCCAACAACAGAUGAGGAGACAACCCCUACGUCUACCACUCAACAUCAGCUGUCGACGGAAGAACUUCAAGUUACUAAUACUACCCAGACAACAAAUAUCGUUAAUGCGACGCAAAAGCCACUAGAGGAGAUUCUCACCGAAUGCUUCGUGCCAACAACAGAUGAGGAGACAACUCCUACGUCUACCACUCAACAUCAACAACUGUCGACGGAAGAACUUCAAGUUACUAAUACUACCCAGACAACAAAUAUCGUUAAUGCGACGCAAAAGCCACUAGAGGAGAUUCUCACCGAAUGCUUCGACAACGUAACAGAGGGAGAAUCAAGCGCAAAACCUUACCGUCCACUGACAUUCUCAACCCGUGGAAAUACCGAAGCAGAACGGCUAGCUGUAAGCUUCUACUCGCCAUUUCUACAGACAAAACCAGUCAAGGUAGCAGUGGAAGCUUUCCAGGAGCCUAAACCAGGCUGUGAAACGAGCCCGUCAUCGAGUAACUAUCCGUCAACAAGCCCAUCUUCUGCCGAAAGUGAAGUCUCUGGCACAUCCAUGUCGCUGAACUCUGUGGUCAACGUGACUGUUUACUGCUACAACGGCGCUCCCUUACACCUCCGCAAAGGGGAAUACGUGGAUGUCGUCUUUCCCGUCAAAAUUGAUUUUGAUAAUGAAGUUCCAGUCUGCACUUCGAUGAAACGAAAUGAUUCUGGUUGGGAGUGGGUUACCGAGGACUGCAAAGCUGUGUAUUCGAACUACACUCAUGUGACCUGUCGCUGUAAUCACCUGACCGCCAUUGCACUUCAACGCGGCCCUAAGGGCUUCAAAGUGGACUGGAUAAACGCUUUACUUCUUUCAGUUCUUGAAAAGGCUUUGGGGUGCAUCUCAAUCAUAGCUAUAUUCGUAAUGCUUGUGAUAUAUGCAACAUUGGGUGUAAAAGGGUCUCAACUCACAAAGAUUCAAUUGAAUAUGGCCGUCAGCUCAUUUGCUGGACAUGUCACUUUCUUGCUUGGAAUGAAAGCGACUGGUAAUCUGUUCGUUUGUGCGAUCAUAGCUGCCUGUCUUCAGUAUCUUUACACUGUCUACGCCCUGUGGUUGGUGGUCCAGACUGCUGUACUCUUCAAUACAUGUUACAUACACGGUAAGCCUCGAGAUUCGAAAUUCGCCCAACCAGUCCAGAUGAAAGUACCAGAGAAGAGCAUUACGGAACCUAUCCGAAUGGUUAGAGCCUUUCUGAUCGUGUGGGGAGGACCCUUGGUGUUAGUAGGUCUCCUCUACAAGAAGAUGCCACAUGGAUUUGGAACCCCAGAAAGUUGCUGGCUAACCGAGAAGGAGAAUGUCUAUCCUAUCUUCAUUGCAAUCGUUACACUGGCCCUCGUGAUCAACUUCGUGCUCGCCUUGUUGACCGUGGUUUAUCUGGUCAAGAUUGAUGAUAAGCCUACUGAGCACAUCGAUGGCUACGCAGAAUGGACUGAGAAAUUAAGGAACAGAGUCAGCCUAUGCCUGUCAUCAUCACUCGUCCUCUCAUUCGUUCUCGUGAUGGCCUGGUCAUCGCAUGCCUUGCUCGUCUUCAAGUCCAUCAUGGCUUUCGAUUACCUCUUCAUCUUGUUCAACAUGAUCCAGGGGUUGUUGGUUUUCGUCUUCUACUGCCCGAUGAAUCCACAGGUUCGUGCUGCUAUUUUCCGAACUGGCAAUACCCCGGAUGAAGACGAAAAGAAGGAGAAGGAACCAAACUAAAUGCAAUUGCAAAUUAUAAUCCACUUUGAAUGAGACAUGUCCCUGCUUAAUCAUAUAGCAUGUAUAAGUAGUGGAAUAGAAAGGAAUGCAGGUGACAGAGAUAAAGAUUUUGAUUUCACCAGAGGCCGGAUAAUCUGGGAUCCAGGAUAGUCUGUCCUCUACUAGUAUUUGAAAAAUUCAAAAUACGGUUUGAUCACGCACAGAGGAGGAAUCGUUUACUUCACUAAAAAUAGAUAUUGAUUGAUUUAUUUAUUUGUUUAUCGAUAUAUUUAUUCGAUAUAAAUAUCGUAGGGAAUAUGAAGUGAAGGAGCAAAAGAAAUGUUUGCAUAAACUAGUAGUACAGAGUUUAACUCUUAUCCAUGAAUUUUUGCUGUUUUGCUAGUCAGUAAUAGAAUUUUUGAUAAUGGGGCCUUCUGCCUCUACGGCUUGUAAAUAUGGGACCAGCUCUCUCAUAUUUGAAUAAAAAAAAUAAUUGAUUUAUUGUUUGACUGAUUGAUUGUAAUCUUGUUUUCAUUUGUAUCAUUCAAUAAUAUAAAUGUGCUUAUUUAAUCCAAGCUCUUAACCUAUAUUAUGCGCUGCUUUGAUAGACUUAUCGUUGUUAUAGAAUAAUAUUAAUCAUAUGUUUGAUAGGUUGGUUUUGUUUAAUGUGAUAUAUGAUUUUAAUAAUGGAUAAUUUUACUUCUUCUAAUUAAAAAAAAAGAGUUUAUCCAAGCUCACCCUAUUGGAAAAAAACACAUUGCCACACAGUGUGAUCACAUGUUGUGUGUUCACAUGGUGGACUAUGUGAAAAUAUUCAUAUUAUUAAAAUUCUCAAAGUCAACAGUGUGAAGAUAUUACCACACUGUGAAGACCUCGAUAGUGUGAAUGUUCGCAGCGUGUUCACAUGGUCGACUGUGCGAAUAUAUGAUUCACAUUGAUUAAAUGCUCAACGUUAACAGUGUGAAGGUGUUUUCACAUGUGUUCCACACUGUCAACACUGUGGAACGCUGUGGUUUUUCUCCAGUAGAUAAAAAAACAUCAAUUAUUUGCUUUUGUACGUUUCAUGUCACACCAUUUGCAUUUGCAUUGACCAUGUUGACACUCUUUGUAAAUACCGAGAAAAAAAAUUGUAAUCAAUACUUACUACGUUCU
Molecule: messenger RNA, 3675 nt
Organism: Lytechinus variegatus (green sea urchin)
Lineage: Eukaryota; Metazoa; Echinodermata; Echinoidea; Temnopleuroida; Toxopneustidae
Exons: 22
Coding region: 1-2544 (847 amino acids)
Biological process (GO): adenylate cyclase-activating G protein-coupled receptor signaling pathway; cell surface receptor signaling pathway
Cellular component (GO): membrane
Molecular function (GO): G protein-coupled receptor activity
Source: RefSeq, a predicted model, not a curated record